UAUAUAAAGCUUAAAAAGAUCCCAAAGCCCUUAGAAUCUAUCCUCCUUGUAUCCACAAAUCACAUCUUGCCAUCAUUUAUUAUCUCUCUCCAAAAAUAUCCAUCUCUCUGCCUUAACUUCUCUGUGUAUAUCAGAGAGAGGUUGAUUAGCAGAACCAACAUAAUUCAUUGGUGGUGCCAUACAUGGAGAUUGGAUCUUCUUCACCUCCACAAAAUCAAAAGCCUUUAACAAGGCUGAACAACUAUGUUGCCAGAACCCGAGUUGGUAAGAGAUUCAAACUUGCUGAGCGUAACUCAACCUUCACAACCGAGUUACGUGCUGGCACCGCCACCUUCCUUACCAUGGCAUACAUCUUGGCAGUCAACGCUUCCAUCCUCACCGACAGCGGCGGUACAUGCAGCGUUUCUGAUUGUAUCCCACUAUGUUCGGACCCUACAGUAUCAGUUUCCAACUGCACCGGGUCAACUGGUCUUCGAGUAAUCCAACCCGAUGCGUCAUGCAAAUUCGACCCAGUUAACCCGGGAUACUCUUCUUGUUUAGAGAAGAUACGUAAGGACCUGAUAGUAGCCACUGUCGCAUCUUCUCUUAUUGGCUGUUUAAUCAUGGGUGCAUUUGCCAAUCUCCCAUUGGCUCUGGCUCCGGGUAUGGGCACUAAUGCUUAUUUUGCUUACACGGUUGUCGGGUUUCACGGGUCGGGUAAUGUCUCAUAUAAGAGUGCAUUAGCUGCCGUGUUUAUUGAAGGCGUGAUUUUUUUAGGCAUUUCAGCAAUUGGGUUACGUGCGAAAUUGGCUAAAUUAGUCCCUAAACCGGUUCGGAUCAGCUCCUCUGCUGGUAUCGGACUUUUUCUGGCCUUCAUCGGGUUACAGAAUGGUCAAGGAAUCGGUCUAGUUGGGUACAGUUCAUCUACUCUAGUAACGCUUGCAGGGUGUCCAAGUUCAUCACGGGCGUCGUUAGCUCCUGUUAUGACGUUAGCUAACGGGACUGUGAGUUUGAUCCCGGGCGGUACCGUUUCCGGCGGUAUCUUUUGCCUCCGGGACAGGAUGGAGAGCCCUACUCUAUGGCUUGGCGUGGUGGGAUUCGUUAUAAUCGCUUAUUGCCUAGUGAAAAAUGUUAAAGGGGCUAUGAUUUACGGGAUUGUUUUUGUAACGGCCAUUUCAUGGUUCCGUGACACCAAGGUAACGGUGUUUCCUAACACGGAAGCAGGUGAUGCCGCACAUGAAUAUUUCAAGAAAGUUGUUGAUGUACAUGUUAUUGAAAGCACAGCUGGGGCGUUGAGUUUUAAGAGCAUUGGCAAAGGUUAUUUUUGGGAGGCUCUGAUCACUUUCUUAUACGUGGAUAUAUUGGAUACUACUGGCACCUUGUACUCGAUGGCUCGGUUCGCUGGGUUUUCAGAUCAAAAUGGUGAUUUCGAGGGCCAGUACUUCGCCUUCAUGUCGGACGCCUCGUCAAUUGUCGUCGGGUCAUUGCUGGGCACGUCACCGGUGACGGCAUUCAUCGAAUCGUCAACAGGAAUUAGGGAGGGCGGGCGGACGGGUCUGACCGCUCUAACCGUGGCAGGGUAUUUCUUCUUGGCCUUUUUCUUCACGCCGUUACUGGCAUCCAUACCAGCAUGGGCAGUGGGCCCACCGUUGAUAUUAGUGGGAGUUCUGAUGAUGAAAUCAGUGGUCGAGGUAGAGUGGAAUGAUAUGAGGCAAGCCAUCCCAGCCUUUAUGACGUUGAUUUUAAUGCCUUUGACCUACUCCAUUGCAUACGGCUUGAUCGGAGGGAUCGGGACUUACAUGGUCUUGCACUUGUGGGACUGGGGCGAUGAGUUCUUGGUAAAGCUUGGCGUUAUAAACAGGAGCAAUGGUGGUGGCGGUGGGGCCAAUGGGGUGCAUGACCACCAGGAUGGAAGCGUGAAAUCGCCUGGAAUUCAUGUCUAGAUAGAUACAAGAUGAUGGAUAGAAUAGAAUAUGUUGGUUAAUUGCUUUUGGCCCCUUUCAGGAUCUCGACCUUUUCAAUUAUUUAGGCAAUGAAAUUGUGGAAGCACAAGGGUUGACAAGGAAAGUCCUUGUAAAUAUUUAUUAUUAUCGUGUAGUAAAACUCAUUAUAAUUCUUGUU
Messenger RNA from Populus trichocarpa (black cottonwood), 2100 nucleotides. RefSeq names its product adenine/guanine permease AZG1. The record is from RefSeq and is a predicted model, not a curated record. Bases 183 to 1922 code for a protein of 579 amino acids. Gene Ontology annotation, molecular function: purine nucleobase transmembrane transporter activity. Gene Ontology annotation, cellular component: plasma membrane. Gene Ontology annotation, biological process: transmembrane transport. NCBI's taxonomy places the organism in Eukaryota, Viridiplantae, Streptophyta, Magnoliopsida, Malpighiales, Salicaceae. The transcript has a single exon.